UGAAGAGAAAAGUCCUGCACCCAACGCAAUUCGACGGCGACCAACACAGCUUCACAGAUCGUUCCAUGAUGCAUAUUGUGCAGAUUCUUGAAAAAACCGUCUCGCCAGAUCAAGAUGAAUUGCUUGCGGCGAAAAACUUCCUCGAACAGGCAGCCGCCACCAACCUGCCAGACUUCCUGCGGGCGCUUUCCGAUGUGCUCUUCUAUCCGGGCAACUCGACGGUCGCCCGUAUGGCGGCCGGUUUGCAGCUAAAGAAUCACCUGACGAGCAAGGACGAAGCGAACAAACAGCAGUACCAGGAACGAUGGCGAUCCUUUCCGGAGGAAGUGAAGGAGUACAUCCGGAAAAAUAUCCUUGGCACACUCGGUACGGAAGAAUCGCGACCCUCGUCCGCCGCCCAGUGUGUGGCGUACGUUGCAGUGGCCGAUCUGCCAGCGCGUCAGUGGCCCGAUUUGAUGCAGAAACUGGUCGACAAUGUGGUGAACGAAAAGUCGACCGAAGCAUUGCGCGAGUCAACGCUCGAGGCAAUCGGGUACAUAUGUCAGGACAUUAAGUCGGAAAUUCUGAAACACCAGUCGAACCAGAUCCUGACCGCCAUCAUACACGGUAUGCGCAAAUCGGAACCCUCGAACCACGUCCGGUUGGCCGCCACAAACGCCCUGCACAAUUCGCUCGAGUUCACGAAGGCCAACUUUGAGGAGACGGCCGAGCGGAACUACAUCAUGGAGGUGGUGUGCGAGGCGACCCAGUCCACCGACACGCAGAUCUGUGUUGCGGCGCUGCAGUGUUUGGUGCGCAUUUUGACACUCUACUACCAGCACAUGGAAGCGUACAUGGCGCAGGCCCUGUUUCCGAUUACGCUCGAAGCGAUGAAAUCGGAUAACGAACAGAUCGCCCUGCAGGGUAUCGAGUUUUGGUCGAACGUCAGCGACGAAGAGAUCGAUCUCGCGAUCGAAGCCCAGGAAGUGGCGGAAACGGGGCGCCUGCCGAACAGGGUGUCGAAGUAUUACGCCCGCGGUGCGCUGCAAUACCUUGUGCCGGUGCUGAUGGAGAAAUUGACGCACCAGGAAGAGUUCGACGAUGAGGACGACUGGAAUCCCGCCAAAUCUGCCGGCGUUUGCUUGAUGCUGCUGGCGACGUGCUGUGGGGAGGAGAUUGUGGCGCACGUGCUCCCGUUUGUGAAUGCAAAUAUCAAGUCGACGAACUGGCGGUUCCGCGAUGCGGCCGUCAUGGUGUUCGGGUCGAUACUGAGCGCGCUCGAGACGGACCGGUUGAAGCCGAUGCUCGAAACGGCGAUGCCGACGCUGAUUGAGCUGAUGUACGACGACAGUGUGAUCGUGCGCGACACGUGCGCGUGGACGUUCGGGCGCAUUUGCGAGGUAAUUCCGGAGGUCGCCAUCAAGGAACAGUAUCUUGAGCCGCUGCUCAAAGCCCUGCUGAACGGUCUGAAGUCGGAGCCGCGCGUUGCCACGAACGUGUGCUGGGCGUUUUCGGGCCUGUCGGAGGCGGCCUACGAUGCGGUCAACAUCGACGAUGACCCACCGCAGACGUACUGCCUGUCGAAGUACUUUGACUUCAUCAUCACCAGCCUGCUCGAAGCGACGGAUCGGCGCGAUGGGUCGCAGGCUAACCUUCGCUCGUCGGCGUACGAGGCGCUGAUGGAGAUGGUGAAGAACUCGCCGCUCGAUUGCUACGUGUCGGUGCAGCGCACCACGAUGGUCAUUCUCGAACGCAUCAACCAGGUGCUGCAGAUGGAGUCGCACAUUGCAUCGCACAGCGAUCGGCAUCAGUUCAACGACCUGCAAUCGCUGCUCUGUGCCUCGCUGCAAUCCGUGCUGCGAAAGGUGGAGGCCAAGGAUGCGCCCCAGAUUUCGGACGCGAUCAUGAUGGCGCUGCUGACGAUGUUUAGCUCCAGCUCGGGCAAAGUGUGUGGGGUUCAGGAGGAUGCGCUGAUGGCGGUCGCCACGUUGGUCGAUCUGCUGGGCGAAGAGUUCAUCAAGUACAUGGACGCGUUCAAGGAGUACCUGUACAUGGGACUGAAGAGCCACCAGGAGUAUCAAGUGUGCUGCACGGCCGUCGGUUUGGCCGGAGACAUUUGCCGCGGUCUGAAGAGCAAGAUUUUGCCGUACUGCGACGAAAUCAUGACGCUGCUGCUGCAGAACCUUAGCAACCCUAACUUGCACCGUAGCGUGAAGCCACAAAUACUGACCGUCUUCGGCGACAUGGCACUGGGGAUCGGGCCGGACUUCAAGAAGUAUCUGAACGUGGUGCUGCCGAUGCUGGCCGCUGCGACCCAGGUGCAGAUCGAUCAGCACGACUACGACAUGAUCGACUAUCUGAACGAGCUCCGUGAAAGUGUGCUCGAGGCCUACACCGGUAUCGUUCAGGGUCUGAAGGGGCCGGAGAAAACACCACUCGAGGAUGUGAACUCCCUGCUGCCGCAGGUGCCGUUCAUCAUCAACUACAUCGCCUCGAUCGCCAAAGAUUCGGAGCUAUCCGAUGGAAACAUUGCGAUCGCCGCCGGCUUGAUCGGUGACAUGUGCAGCGCGUUCGGCCACAUGAUGCUACAGUUUGUCGAGGAUCCGAGCAUAAUGGAGCUGCUGAAUGAUGGCAAAACUUCGCGCACCUCACGUACCAAAACGCUUGCUACGUGGGCACUGAAGGAGAUCAAGCGGUUGAAGCAUUUGCCGGUCAACACGAGUUGCAUCAACGGUAACACGAUCAACUACGCCAACAACAGCAGCGGCACACCGACCACCACCGUACCAGCCACCUAA
Messenger RNA from Anopheles cruzii, 2777 nucleotides. It is a transcript of the gene Fs(2)Ket, whose product is annotated as importin subunit beta. Bases 66 to 2777 code for a protein of 903 amino acids. Lineage: Eukaryota; Metazoa; Arthropoda; Insecta; Diptera; Culicidae. Gene Ontology annotation, biological process: protein import into nucleus. Gene Ontology annotation, cellular component: nucleus; cytoplasm. The record is from RefSeq and is a predicted model, not a curated record. Gene Ontology annotation, molecular function: small GTPase binding; nuclear import signal receptor activity. The transcript is spliced from 4 exons.